This is a messenger RNA of Epinephelus lanceolatus (giant grouper), 5004 nucleotides long. RefSeq names its product zinc finger protein 438 (gene znf438). Gene Ontology annotation, molecular function: DNA-binding transcription factor activity, RNA polymerase II-specific; RNA polymerase II transcription regulatory region sequence-specific DNA binding. The record is from RefSeq and is a predicted model, not a curated record. Gene Ontology annotation, biological process: regulation of transcription by RNA polymerase II. Lineage: Eukaryota; Metazoa; Chordata; Actinopteri; Perciformes; Serranidae. Gene Ontology annotation, cellular component: nucleus.
GGCUCAAAAUGGCUGUAGAGAAACAGUUAUGAGGAUCGACGGUUUCACCAGAUAUUUACGAAAAAUGAGCCUGUCGUAGCCCGAAGGCGCUUCCUCCACCUAACUGGGGAUCCAGGGGGAGUGUGGAGAGGGGGGGACAGGACCACGACCCGGGCACCACCCUGAAAGAGGAGGAGCAAGGGGAGCAGCUGAGGAGGACAGAUCAUUCAAUCGUUGGUAGCCAGUGAGUCCAGCCCUUUAGAUGAAGAGCCUUCAGUUCCGGAGCAUUGCCCCCAAGGCCCCGGCCGUGGUGCCCUCCCCCUCCCCUGCGGUCCUGUCCUGCCAGCCUCCCUCUGCCCUCCCUGAGGCCUCCACCGCCUCCAGCCCUAAGUCCAUCAUUGUGCCCACCCAAAACUAUGCACUGAUGCAAAUAGCAGGUCAGGAUGGCACCUUCUCUCUGGUUGCGCUGCCCCCUUCUGUCUCCUCCCAGACACCACAGCAACAACAGCAACAAACCCAAAAGAACCUCAAGUUGCCCAUUCCUAGAUACCAGCCGGUGAGGAGCAAAGGGACCGCAGAUAAGGUCAAGUCACCACCUCUAGCUGCUCGGGUGAAAACAGCCACCAAGGUUGCUGUGACAGCGCAGACGAAGACAGUGGUGAGUGGGGCAUCAACAGUGGUGAAGAUAAAACAGCAGGAGUCCAAGCACACAAAGGAAACGCCGGUGCCCAAAGAGGAGCGUUCAGAACAAGUAAUUCUGAUUGACCCAGCCUCCUCUGACAUCUCUGUCACUGCUCUGCUCCCAGACAAUGCUGUCCUGUACCCAGGUUCUCAGUUAGAGCGAGCGCCAGAUGGCUCUGAACGACCUGCUACAACUGGCCUUAUUCAGAACCUCCAGUACCCCCCUGCGGCUGUCAAAGGCUCCCCAGGCAAAUCCCCAGAGGAAAGUAAGACUACAGUGAGGCUGUGCCAGUCGAAGCCUGCUGCAGCCCAGCCACAGAGCAGUAUCACUGUCCUGUCCUCAGCCAUCUUCAGCAAAGCUGUCCAGAUUAUCCCGUCCCCACCUAAAGGUAAACUGCCCAUCCUGCCCUACUCUAAAAUGAAGAGCACCCUCAUCCCAGCUGCCAAGCUCAGCAAUUUGUCCCCAGAGAACAAGGGUUUCUCCAGCCAGACAGGCCUCACCAGCCCCUUAGAUCCUACAUCCAAGACACUUGAGACAGCUGAAGCCGGGGGUCACAACCAGGUGCCAAACUCCACUGUCCAGCCCCAGGCCAAGACCACACUCAUGCCUGUGUUGGGAGCCCUCCAAAAACCACCUGGCAAGAAGAGAGGGAGAAAGAGAAAGACAAUGGAGGACAUCUUGGCAUUUGAGGCCAGAAAGAAGAGGUCCUUGUCUUUCUUCCGUAGAAGGGUGCCAGAGAAACCACCAGCAGUCGCUCCAGGCUCCAAACAAAAGGAAGUUGACAUUUCAAAGAAGUACCGCAGCAUCCGGCCCAAGCCCAUGCUGGUUAUGGAGACAGUUCCCCAACUGGUUAGUUUGCCUGCCAUUACCCCAGACGGCCAAGAACAGGAGCUCGUACUUGGUCAUCAGCUCCCCAGCACUACCACAACCAAGACCCUGGACUGCCCUCCCCAGCCAGCUCCAGUAACCCUCCACCUGAGAGGUGCCUCCCAUCCCAGAGUGUUCAUAGGCAGCCGUCCGCUCCACCGCUGCCCCACAUGUAGCCGCUGUUUCCAGUUCAAGCAUCACCUCCAGAGCCACAUGAACAGUCACACCAACAGCCGACCCUACGUCUGCCCGGUGUGCCGCAAAGCAUACGCUCACUCCGGCAGCCUGAGCACCCACAUGAAGCUACACCACUCUGAGGUACGCCCACGACGGUCUCUGUGCUGCGAGUUCUGCGAGAAGGCCUUUGGAUAUGUGGGAGUUUACUUCAGUCAUCUGAGAGAGGUCCAUAAGGUGGUGCUGACCGUGGAGCCGUCCAUCAGCCAUCAUGAGGAUGACCUUUCUGUGGAGGGGGCCAACUCUCCAGAGCCAUCAGACGAGCAGGAUCGUGAAGACCCCGUGGAGCUGCAGAUUAAAUGUGGCCGCUGCCAGGCCAUCACUCCCACCUUUGCCGACAUGAAGAUGCACUUGCUGUAUGUGCACGGAGAGGAGAUCCAUGUUCCGCAUCACGAUGGCCAACCACUGCGGGGUGGCCGCGAGGCUGAGAACGAGUUGGUAAAGCACGCUGCGCAUUACUGGCGGCAGCUCAACGAGAAGCGCAACCUGGUCAAAUGUGGCAGCUGCGACGAGGAGUUCUUCUCCUUCUCCAAGCUUAAGAGGCACAUCAUGUCCCAGCACCGUGGAAAGGAGGGGGAGGACAGCGGGACUGUCUCAUCACCUGAUAGCAGCGGAAGCCUCGGGGUCCUUGCAGCAGGUGCGGCUUUUAACUGUGUGCUUUGCAGCGAGGUGUUGGACACUAAAGACGGGGUUAUGGAGCACUGGAGGAGUCGCCACCACUGUGAGCAGCCCGGCCUUCUAUGGGACGCACUGAGCUCGUACUCCGGCCACGAGGAGGGCGAGGCGGACGGAGAUCCGGACACUCCAGCUCCAAGCCCACACUAUCCAGCCUAGCCCAGGGAUGGGCGUGGAGCCCCUCACUGUGGCUGCUCCUCACACACACUCAGUCCAAACAAUCAGCAGCACAGGAAUGGAGAGUUUCUCUUAUGUCUUUUAUCACUAGCUUCAUCUUUCACCAGUUGACGCAAGAGAAAACAAUGAAAAAAAAAAUCAAACCAAUGGUGGAAAUUGAUCUUUGUGUUACAGUUCAUAAGGGGUGCUCUCUCUAGGUCAGAGAAUCCAAUUUUAUAAACGAUAUUAUUUUUCAUGUUUUGAUUGCACUGUUCUGUUUUUGACAUUUCUUUUGGAGGUAUGUAUUUAAUAUCCUGUUGGAUUAUUUUUUUCUACUGCUUAUUUAAAUCUUAUUGAAAGGGUAAUUUAUAACCUAGCUGACACAGUAAUACUGUUAAAGGGUCAUUUCACCCAAACGCUAGCCAUGUAGAUAAUUUGUGCACAGUUUUUUGAGAAAUCUGCUGAGAGCUCUGCCUCUACCCUGAUGGAAAAUGACAAUUUAAAAGUUUAACGACAACAUUUCGUUGCAGAAAUAGCACCCCUGUUACUCUGUGGAUUAUCCAGAGGAAACAUUUUUAGUAGAGUACUGUAAACCACACAAAUAAAAUCCCAUUCAUCUACAUUUCAUGGGGUCAGAGGCAGAAAACUCAAGAUAUCGUCAUCUUGACUCAAACUACCAAAUCUGCACGGCUGGUUUUAAUUUGGGUGGACUGACCCUUUUUGAAAUACUGAGAAAUGUUAAUCUCAAAACAAGGGCACACUGUCUACUGUCACACUGGCUGACAUUUUAUCUAUUGGCCUUGGAUUGUUACAGGUUAAGAUAAAUCCAUGUGUGUGUACACAGUCCUUUGAUGUAAUAUUGCUCCUGUAACGGAAAAUCAAUUUUUAAGUUAUGACUUGAACUUUUGCCGUCCGAUGACGGGCAGUAUUAGGGUCGCCUGUCAACCCGGACCCAUGAAGGAACACUUUUCUAACCAGCACCCAAGUGACAUCCUUGUGGCCUUCUGAGAAAAAAAAAAUAUAUAUAUAUAUAUAUGGGUGUUCAUGCGUAGUGUGGCUUACCGUCAGUAUGGUCCUCUGUAGACCAAGUUCUAUCUCCUUGACUUGUUGAUUAAUGCCUAUAUGUGUAUUCUGUGAUAUGCCAAGGGUCUAUUCACACUAGUGAUUGUAGAAGUGAGUUUUGCAUUUAAGCUUUUUAACCACUGACAGAAUACUUUCUGUUGACUUAGUAAAUACGCAAAGGAAACCAUCGAAUUGCCUACCUGUUGUUGCCAGCUCAUGUACGCACCUGUGGAAUUGUGUGCACCCAGACUCUAUUGUUAGAGUUAAUAUAAACUGUUGUCAAGUCCAGAUAAUAUGCUAUUUUAUACUCUAGAUUAAUACAGAGGUCUUUUAGUAUAUUUAUGCUUGUUGUUGGUCCUUAAAGAACCAGCACUGAGACAUUGUUAUGUUUGCUUCUUCUCAGUUGGGGGAUGCUUAAUGUCUUGUUUCUUGAUGGGAAGCCAUUACUACGUGGCGAGUAUCUCUGCUAACAUUUGUCUGUGUUUACCUUUCAUAUGAAGAAGAAAAAAAAGCAUCACAGGGUCAAGUGAAUGUACCUGAAUGUUUUCAAAACCCUACCAAAAGUAUAUAUAUAUAUAUAUAUAUAUAUAUAUGUAUGUAUGUAUGUAUGUAUGUAUGUAUAUAUGCUAUAUAGACUUAUUCCAUAGAUAGAAUAUAUAGAUAUAUUGAGAAAAAAAAUAUAUAUUUACAUAGAGUAACUAGUGAAUCAGCUGCUGUGUUCUGUCAUAGUGGAGGAGGGAAACAAGAGACAAAUAUAUCAUUGCCAAGACUGGUAACAAAAGCCAUGCAGAGCUGUCCUUAUGUGUCUGACACAAAACGUGGGACUGUGAAUGAAGGGCGGAGCACUGAUGUGCACAUGUCGCACUGAGUGGGGAUUCGACAGUAAUAGGGUACUACUGUUUAUUGAAUGCCAUGUUUGAGUGUUCAUCAGUGAGCUGUCCUUUGUUUUCAAGCCCUCAACACAAACCGCUGAUGGGAGAAGUUUGCCCUCAGGGCUUUGUGCCAGGAAGCCUCGUCUUGGUCAGGUUUGUAAAAAGACUGUGGUUUUGGUUACAAAAAAAGAUAUCUGGCAGAACGCCCUGAAGACUUAACUUCUCCCAUGUGCACACAAACCAGGAAGUGACAGAAUUAAGGGUCAGACUCUUCUUUCCUCAGUUCGAUGAGAAACGUACAUGACUGUCAGCACAAGUCGGAAAAUGAAAACUCCCACAUUAGGUGACGUGACGUGUUUGACUCACUUAAUAUGUUGACUGUGUCCAAAAAAAAGACUGAAAGUGUUUGUGCUCGUGACUGUUUGUGUACCUGAAGAACCCGAUGUUUAUGAGAAUAAAGAUAUGCUUUGUUGAGGA